AUGAAACUAAAAAGUUGACGUUAAGACUAAACCCUCAGUGUGACAUACUCGAAAAAUGAAGAUUGUGAUAACCAGUUUGAUAGUUCUUCACUUAAUUGCAGGUGAGGUUAAGGCCACACAGGAUUACAGCAUCAUAGUGAUGGAAGGGUCCAACAUCACCCUGAACACAAGCGUGACUAAUCCAUACAAAAAAUCGAUCUCAUGGCUGUAUGACGCAACAUUUAUUGCCACAAUCAGAAAUGGCACGCCUUAUCUGGCUGAAAAAAACAGGUUUCAUGGGAGAAUAACACCACACAAACAUGAUGGGUCCAUCACCAUUGUGAAUAUGAAGACCAAUGACUCUGGGGUCUUCUCUCUCCAUAUCUUACCUCAUGGCUCUAACAGAUAUUACAACAUAACAGUCCAUGGUAAGAACUCACAUGACGACUUUGAAAAGAGGAGGGUAAAGGUGGGUGAGGCCACCACUCUGGACACUUACUUGGAUACUGACCUGUGUAAUGAGACACAGUGUCAGGAUUAUGAUCUUCAGUGGACGUACAGUCGCGAUCCCGUUAAACAAAAGUUUACUAGGAUUGCACACUGGCAAAACAACAUCAGCAAAACGGACUACAACAAUCGCUUCAAAGAUACACUGCAGAUGGACCUGCGCAAUGGCUCUCUGACUUUAAGAAACAUCACAACUAAUCACAGUGGAUAUUACCAUCUGGAGAAGUUAAAGGCCAGGCAGCCAGAAAACAACAGUCUCUAUGAAGUCAUUGUUUAUGAUGAAGUGUCUCGGCCAUCCAUCCACUCCUUCCUGAGUCUGUCUGCUGACACAGACACCUGUUCUGUGGAGUGUUCUGUGGAGAACGGGAGAGAUGUGACCCUGUCCUGGUACAGAGGAGAGGAGAGACUCAACCAGACCAGAAGUCCUGAUCUCUCCAGGGUCCUGUCUCUCCCUCUGGAGAUAAAGAACCAGGAUGGAGACUCCUACAGCUGUGUGGCUGAAAACCCUGUCAGCAACAAGACGGCCAACCUCAACAAGACAGAGCUGUGUCCAGAAUAA
Molecule: messenger RNA, 1045 nt
Organism: Osmerus eperlanus (European smelt)
Lineage: Eukaryota; Metazoa; Chordata; Actinopteri; Osmeriformes; Osmeridae
Exons: 5
Coding region: 56-1045 (329 amino acids)
Source: RefSeq, a predicted model, not a curated record